GAAAAACUGGGACACGUGGGUUGGAGAUGGGUCGUAUGAAGAAAAAAAAACUGAAAAGAGCGAGUAACAUUGUCUAUUGUGGACUCACUUUUUGCUCCAACAACAUGGACCCACCUGGACCUGGCCCCGGGUCUAAACCCAGACCUGCGCCCAGCUCUGUGUCUCUGAAAAGUGACCGCUCCAAAACCCCUCCUCCUGACUUUAGAGAGGCUCCUCCUGAAGACCAGAGCUCCUACAACAUGGACCCAACUGGACCUGGCCCCGGGUCUAAACCCAGACCUGCUCCCAGCUCUGUGUCUCUGAAAAGUGACCGCUCCAAAGCCAAUCCUCCUGCAUUUACAGAGGCUCCUCCUGAAGACCAGAGGGAGCCAGGCCCAAAGGAGCAGCUGGACGCCAUAUUCAAGUGUCUGGAGGAGCAGGUCCUGAGGUUUGUCCAACAGCAGCUCCAGAGGCUCCACAGGCUCCUGGCCUCAGAUUACCCAGAAUGCACCGAGAGUGAGGAGGAGGAGAGCAGAGAGGUUCUGAACAUCACCAUGGACUUCCUGAAGAGGAUGGACCAGGAGCAUCUGGCCCAGCGCCUGUUCGACAAAAGUAAAGCUGAAUUCAGAGAUAAAUUGAAGUCUGAUCUGCAGCAGAGGUUCAGCCGUGUGUUUGAGGGCGUGGCUACACCAGGAGAUUCCGUCCCCCUGAACGAGAUCUACACAGAGCUCUACAUCACAGAGGGCGGAGCCUCAGAGGUCAACCAGGAACAUGAGGUCAGACACAUGGAGAUGGCGUCCAGACCGGCCGCUCCAGAGACCACCAUCAGAUGUGAAGACAUCUUGAAACCCUGCCCACACUCAUCAGAGCCAACCAGAGUGGUGCUGACAAAAGGCGUGGCCGGCGUGGGGAAAACGGUGCUGACUCAGAAGUUUAGUCUGGACUGGGCUGAAGGCAGGACCAACCAGGACCUCCAGCUGCUGUUUCCGUUCACUUUCAGGGAGCUCAAUGUGCUCAGAGACACACAGUUCAGCCUGGUGGGACUGCUGCACCACUUCUUCAGUCUAUCCAAAGAUCAGUCCUUCCAACAGCUCCAGGUGCUCUUCAUCUUUGAUGGUCUGGACGAGUGCAGACCUCCUCUGGACUUCAGCAGAACCCGAGUCCUGACCGACCCCACAGAGUCCACCUCAGUGCACGUGCUGCUGGUAAACCUCAUCAGGGGGAGGCUGCUUCCCUCCGCUCACCUUUGGAUAACCACACGCCCCGCCGCGGCCAAUCAGAUCCCUGCUGAGUGUGUCUCCAUGGUGACAGAGGUGCGAGGGUUCACUGACCCGCAGAAGAAGCAGUACUUCAAGAAGAGGUUCAGAGAUGAAGCCAAAGCCAUCAUCUCCCACAUCAAGAGUGUCCGCAGCCUCUACAUCAUGAGUCACAUCCCGAUCUUCUGCUGGAUCCUCUCCACAGUUAUACAGAAGCUUCUGGAACAAACAGAGGAACCAGAGCUGCCCCGAACUCUCACACAGAUGUACGUUCACUUCCUGGUGGUGCAGGCCAAAGUCCAGAACAUCAAGUAUCACCAGGGAUCAGGGGAGGACCUUCACUGGACUCCAGAGAUCAGGGAGAUGGUGCUCUCUCUAGGAAAACUGGCCUUUGAGCAGCUGCAGAAAGGAAACCUGAUCUUCUAUGAGUGUGACCUGAGUGAGUGUGGGCUGGACGCUGCCGCUGCCUCAGUGUGUUCUGGAGUGUUCACACGGGUCUCCAGAGAGGAGCUAGGUCUGUACCAAGACAAGUUCUACUGCUUCAUCCAUCUGAGUGUGCAGGAGUUUCUGGCUGCUCUUCAUGUCCAUCAGACCUUCUUCAGCUCUGGAGAGAACCUGCUGGAGCAACCACAGACCUCUGAGAGUCUAGAGUCCGACCCUAAGAAGUCUGAAAACUGUUCAGAUACAGAGAUCUCCUCUGUCCCCUCCAUGACUCCAGACCCUGAGGCCUUAUACCACUCUGCUGUGGACCAGGCCUUACAGAGUCCAAACGGACACCUGGAUCUGUUCCUGCGUUUCCUCCUGGGACUGUCUCUGUCGACCAAUCAGAGGCUGAUGCAGGGUCUGCUGACUCACACAGGAAGUGACAUAACCAAUCAGGAAACAGUGAAGUACAUCAAACAGAAGUUGAAUGAAGAGAGUUUGUCUGCAGAGAGAAGCCUGAACCUGUUCCACUGCCUGAACGAGAUGAAUGACGUCAGUCUGGCAAAAGAGAUACAGGAGAAAAUGAGAAGAGGAGCUCUCUCUGAUAGAAACAUGUCUCCUGCUGAUUGGUCAGCUCUGUGCUUCCUCUUACUGUCCUCAGACUCAGACCUGGAGGAGUUUGACCUGAGGAAAUACCAGGCCUCAGAGAGAGCUCUCCUGGGUCUGGUGCCGGUGGUCAGAGCCUCCACCAAAGCCCUUCUUUGUGGCUGUGGACUGUCCCCUCACAGCUGUGGGCCCCUGGCCUCAGUCCUCAGAUCCUCCAAUCUCACACACCUGGAUCUCAGUCACAAUGACCUCCAGGACUCAGGAGUGGAGCUGCUGUGUUCUGGACUGAAGGGUGCCCCCUGCAGGCUGGAGACACUCAGGCUGUCUGGAUGUCUGGUCUCACAGAGGGGCGGGGCUGCUCUGGUCUCAGCUCUGAGCUCCGCCCCCUCCCACCUGAGAGAGUUAGACCUGAGCUACAACCAUCCAGGACCCUCAGCCGAGCUCCUGACCGCUCUACAGGACCAGCGCCCCCUGCUGUCUGUCAGACUGGAUCCUGCUGGAGAGCGCUGGAUGGUCCCAGGUCUGAGGAAGUACUCCUGUGAGUUCUCUCUGGACCCAAACACAGCUCACAAACAUCUCCUUCUGUCUGAGGACAAUCGGACUGUGACACAUGUGAAGGAGGAGCAGGAGUAUCCACAUCAUGACGACAGGUUCACAGACUACAGUCAGGUCCUGAGCUGCACUGCCUUGAGGGGGCGCUGUUACUGGGAGGUGGACUGGAGCGGGGAGGAUCUUUCUAUAGCAGUGAGUUACAGAGGGAUCAGACGAAGUGGAAAGGGAGGGGAGUGUAGGUUUGGAAACAAUGAUCAGUCCUGGUGUCUGAGAAACUAUGGUGACAGAGAGUACUAUGUGUGGCACAACAGGAGUUUAAACACUACUCUCCCUCCCCCGUCUCUCAGAGAGAGGCAGAGUGGGUGUGUUUCUGGACUCUGAGGCUGAGCUCUGUCCUUCUAUGAGGUCCUCCUCUGAUGGAGAACUGUUCCAUCUCUGGACUUUCUCCUCGUCCUUCUCUGAGCCUCUGUUCCCUGGGUUUGCACUCGACAAAGAAGGAGGCUCUGUGACUCUGGUAAAAGCAGAAAAAUGAGAACAAGAUAUGCAAUAGAAUUAACACUACAAAAUACUGCUUAAAAUUAACAGUUAAAAUUCAGAAUCAAAUAAAGACACUAAAUAGUAUUAAAGAACGAUUGGAAAGAACAUGUUGUAUUUCAGUUCUUUUCUUUGGCUCUAAACUGUUUUGUACCAGUGUUUUAUAUUGUUUUUUCUGUAGUUUUUCAGUUAAAUACAGUAAAUGAAUGGUAGUGAUAUCAUAUACUUUAUGGAGAGGGUUUUGCAGAUUGUGUCACAGACGUCUGUGUGUGGCUUCUUUCUGGGCACAGCAGCUCCUUGUGUCUGCACAGACUCUGCACACGUUUAAUGCAGUUCAUUUCUCUGGAGGUUUUCAGUAUUUUAUAUAAUAGUGUCACACUGAGCACUAUUCCUGCCUGAUCUGUGUCUAAAGUCUGACUCAUUUCCUGUAGCUCCAGGGAAGCUGUGGUCAUCCUGGACAGAAUCAAUGUGCAGAAACCAGAGGGUCCCAAAAAGUGCAACCAAGACCAGGGCAUUAUCAGUGAGCCGUUUAGUCUGAUCUUUGGGUCCAAAGAGGUGAGGGGAAUGUCAUCAGAGACAUAAUAAUUGAAAAGGAUGGUUUGAAGAUAUCAGAAUCAAAAUAUAAAGUUUAUUGUGUAAAAUAAGAACACUGAAAAAGCUGCGGAACAGGAACUCACAUUGUGUAAAGUGACAUUUGUGCAUCUUUGUGGUGAAUUUGACAGUCCGUUCAGUUUGUGAGUGAAACUUGAGCCUCAACAAGACAUUUACACAGUUAGCACAUUUGUGAUGGACUGAAAAAUAUUGGGAAAAUACAGAAAUAUCCGUGCGAGAUGUGUUGAUAUAUUGUCCAGUAGUGGAGGGUGAAGAGUGAGUGACAUCGUUCCCAAAGGUGGGAAUCGAACCCACAACCCCGAGUCAGGAAAAAUACACCUUGAUCUAGGUUCAGACAGAAAGAGCCUCGUGUUUCACCAUCAGAGCAGUGAUCAUGACAAAUCACAGCCACAUGGAGCAAAUAAAAGACAAUAAAAAACAGUGAAAAAUGGGAGUUUUAGCUCCAGCUUUAGUCAGAGCACUUUAACGUAAAACAUCAUAUUCCUGUGUCAGUUAAGAGUCGGAAAAGUAAUUUUUGAUUGACUGAAAACAGUGACUGAAUUUUUUUGAGAAGAGUCUUGAGAGUCCAGAAAAGUGCCAUAAUUAAAAUGUAUGAAUGUUUGAUGUGAGAAGAAGCCAUAUCAGGGUCAGAAGCAGGUGGAGAUAGAUAGGAUGGGGUCAGGGACAUCAGAUGCGGUCAGAAGAAGGCAACAUCGUGGCUGAGCGCUGCUGCCAGUCUAAACUCAGGAGCACACAGAACAUCCUGAGGCAGCGCUCUGGUGUAAUGGGCAGGAGAAGGAAGACACAUCCCCAGACAGAGACGAGAUUUAAUACGUUUUCUUCUUUUCGAGCUUAAGAAAAAAAUAUACAUUAAUUGUACUUAUAAUAAUAAUAUAUUUUUAUUUAUAAUGCACUCUUCAUUAAACAAAAUCCCAGAGUGCUACAAGAAAAGAACAUUAAAAUGCUAAUUGCUAAAAACUAAAAACACCAGCAGUAAGCUUUUCUAAAUAAAAAGGUCUUUAAAUUAGUUUUUAAAAAGCCCAGGCUCUGUGCGGCUCUCAGCUGAGGCAGGGAGGCAGUUCCACAGUCGCAGUGCAGCUCAACAGAAGGCUCGGUCCCCCAUUGUACGGAGCCUGGUGGGGGGGACCUGGAGGAGCAUGCUGCCUGUAGAUCUGAGGGUGCGGAUUGGGGAUUGUGCAGUGAUCAGAUCUUGCAAGUGGUGCCUGACCGGUGAUACAUUUAUGUGUAAACAGACUAAUUUUGUAUUUGAUCCGGAAUUUAACAGGGAGCCAAUGCAGUGAUUUAAGAAUGGGAGUGACAUGUUCAAAUUUUCCGGCCUUCAUUAGAAUUCUGGCGGCGCUGUUUUGCCCUUGGCAGGUAUCCCAACAUAAAGUCCAUUGCAGUAAUCCAACCUUGAGGAGAUAAAGGCGUGGACAAGUUUCUCUGCAUCUGGGAGGUUUAGAAGGGGGCGGAGUUUGGAAAUGUUUUGUAGAUGGUGAAACGAUGUCUAAACACAUGUUAAUUCAUCUGCUUUAAAUAAAUAAAUGAAAUAAGAUCCUC
Molecule: messenger RNA, 5501 nt
Organism: Periophthalmus magnuspinnatus
Lineage: Eukaryota; Metazoa; Chordata; Actinopteri; Gobiiformes; Gobiidae
Product: protein NLRC3-like
Exons: 10
Coding region: 27-3197 (1056 amino acids)
Molecular function (GO): protein binding
Source: RefSeq, a predicted model, not a curated record